UUUCGUCUCCAAUAUAUUAUUAUUUACAUUGAAACAAUUUCGACCUAAUGUUUUUCUUUACAUCGGCUGAAGAACUCGCUGUUCUUCAAUACUUGGGCAACGCCUAGUUUCUCCAUUUUUUUCUCCUCUCUUUCGGCUUUCCAAAUGAAGCUCUUACAAUCUGUAAAAUCAAUCAACUUGAUUGCAUUCCGGAGAGAAUUGGUGAAUUUCUACUCUACGUUUGUGAACGAUGACCUUUACAGAAGGCUUUCACCGGUCGGUGACCCUAAUAUCUCUAUAGUUCCAAUUCUUGAUCAGUGGGUGUCAGAAGGCAGGCCUGUUCAGAUAGUAGAACUUCGGCUUAUCAUCAAGGAACUUAGGGUUUACAAGCGGUACAAACAUGCUCUUGAGAUGUCAAAAUGGAUGAGUGAUAAAGUAUGCCUUCCUUUGUCGACUGCUGAUAUUGCAACACGGAUGAAUUUGAUCUUAAGAGUUCAUGGGUUGGAACAAGUAGAAGAUUAUUUCAAUAACAUGCCUAGUAAGUUGAAAAGGUAUCAAGUUCAUAUAGCUCUUCUUAACUGCUAUGCCCAUGAAAAGUGUGUGGAUAAAGCCAAUGCCCUCUUGCAGAAGAUCAAGGAAUUGGGUUUUGCUACCACUCCUCACCCGUACAAUAUCAUGAUGAAUCUUUAUCACCAAAUUGGAGAAUUUGAGAGAUUAGAUUCUCUGAUGAAAGAAAUGAAAGAAAGGGGUCUUUAUUACGAUCGAUUCACAUAUAGCAUCCGACUAAGUGCAUAUGCUACUGCAUCUGAUUGUGCGGGAAUCGAAAAGAUUACGGAACAAAUGGAAUCAAAUACAAGUAUUGUUCUAGAUUGGAACUGUUAUGUCGUUGCUGCAGAUGCUUACUAUAAAGUUGGCUUAAUAGACAAAUCCAUUUCCAUGCUGAAGAAAUCAGAAGAACUCCUAGCAAAAACUGCCGAAAACAAAUGUCAUGCAUUUAAUAUCUACCUAACACUAUAUGCCAAAAAUGGAAAGAAAGACGAGACAUACCGCAUAUGGAAUCUCUACAAGAAAGAGAAAGUCUUCAACAAAGGUUUCAUCAGCAUGAUAACAUCACUUUUGAUAUUAGACGAUAUCAAAGGUGCGAGGCGUAUUUGCGAGGAAUGGGAGACCCAGGUAUGGGAGACCCAGAAACUGUCCUAUGACUUGCGAAUUCCAAACUUGUUGGUUGAUGCGUAUUGUAGAGCUGGUUUAAUGGAGGAAGCUGAAGUGCUUGUAUAUGAGAUGAUGACUGUAAGACGCAAGUUUUCGGUCAAGUCGUGGUGCUACAUAGCGAGUGGAUAUCUUCAGAAAGAUCAACUACCUGAGGCUGUUGAGACACUGAAGAUAGCAGCCAGUUUGUGUCCAUCAAAACUGGACUACGUCAAGGAAAUUUUGGCAGCAUUUUUGGAUGGCAAGCAAGAUGUGGAAGAAGUUGAGAAAGUUGUUAAUUUGUUGAGGGAAAAAGAUAACUCUCAUCCUGCUCGUGGUCAUGAUUAUGCGAUUAUGACUGAAUCUGCCUAAUUUAACUUUUAUUCUAAUUACUGAAGGGAUGUUUAGUAAUAAUUAAGGGUUAGUUUCUUUUCUUUAACCAGGUCAAAAACUAACCGAACUAAUCGUAGUUGGUUUAGUAAAGUGUCAAACCAUCAUCAACAUCGAUGAGUAAGGAUUGGUCGGGUCGUUUUAACUUUUAAAAUACUUUUUGGAAAUUCUCGAUGUGAAGCUUUCCGAAAUCGAUCUCUCGCUUUUUGAUCAA
Messenger RNA from Cucumis melo (muskmelon), 1771 nucleotides. Its product is annotated as pentatricopeptide repeat-containing protein At2g20710, mitochondrial-like. The coding region runs from base 145 to 1539 and encodes 464 amino acids. The record is from RefSeq and is a predicted model, not a curated record. Gene Ontology annotation, molecular function: protein binding. Lineage: Eukaryota; Viridiplantae; Streptophyta; Magnoliopsida; Cucurbitales; Cucurbitaceae. Gene Ontology annotation, cellular component: mitochondrion. The transcript is spliced from 2 exons.